AUGGGAGGCGUUCCGUCCGUCCCCACCGACCCCAACAGGACCCUCGCUGUCAUUGGCGCGGGCUUCGCACGCACGGGAACCGUGUCCAUGGCCCUGGCCUUCGAGACCCUCCUCGAUGGCCCGGUCUGCCACGGCGGCACGCAGCUGCUCGGCCGCGAAGACGCCUACGUGCGCAAGUGGCUCGCCGUGUACGCGGCCGGCGACGACCGGCCGAAGCGGCUGAAGGCGCUGCGCGAGGCCACGAGGGGCUUCGUGGCCAUCGCCGACACGCCCGGCACGCACUUCAUCGGGGAGCUCUGCGAGCUCUACCCCGAUGCCAAAGUCGUUUGCUGGCGGAGGGAUCCGCAGAGGUGGUGGAAGAGCAUGGAACAGAUGAUCAAGCGCAGCAUGCCGCGCUGGCUAGGCUGGGGACGAGCGAUGCUUAUUGAAAACGGCUACGACAAAGGACCGGGACCUGACAUUCUCGAGUAUCACUACGACUAUGUCAAGAAAGUCGUACCGAAAGAGCGGCUUUACUGGACACAGCUGGGCGACUGGGCCUCCUUAUGCGAAAUUCUGGAGAAGCCCGUCCCCAAUGAACCUUUUCCAAGGGCGAAUGACUCUGAGGCUGUGGAAACAACAGCCAAGUACGUCUUUAGGAGGACGGCUAUGGUAUGGAUGGGCUUGAUUGUGGUAGCAGGCGCUGUAUGCUACGCCGGAUGGCAGGCACAGACCAUGUAUUAA
Messenger RNA from Anthostomella pinea, 723 nucleotides. NCBI's taxonomy places the organism in Eukaryota, Fungi, Ascomycota, Sordariomycetes, Xylariales, Xylariaceae. The record is from the annotation of a GenBank genome assembly.